Messenger RNA from Trichomonas vaginalis G3, 285 nucleotides. RefSeq names its product cyclin-dependent kinase inhibitor 2C-related family. Gene Ontology annotation, molecular function: protein binding. The record is from RefSeq and is a predicted model, not a curated record. The transcript has a single exon. Lineage: Eukaryota; Parabasalia; Trichomonadida; Trichomonadidae. Bases 1 to 285 code for a protein of 94 amino acids. Gene Ontology annotation, cellular component: cytoplasm; nucleus.
AUGGCCGAACUUAUUAUUUCACAUGGUGCAAAUAUCAAUGAAAAAGAUGAAGAUGGAAAAACUGCUCUUCAUUAUGCUGCACAAGAAAACAAUAAAGAAAUAGCUGAACUUCUUAUUUCACAUGGUGUGAAUGUCAAUACAAAAGAUUAUCUAGGGAGAACCGCUCUUGAUAUUGCAAUAAUUAAAAACAAUAAAGAAACAGCAGAACUUCUUAUUUCGCAUGGUGCAAACAUUAACGAAAAUGACAAAUCCCAUCUUAAUUAUACCAUGCAUACACUACUAUAA